AAGGGCCUUAAUACUAAUGACCCACUUUCCCAAGGAUGAAGCUACUGCAUUACGAGCCCUAGAUGCUGUAGUAGAAGCAUUAGAGGAUACUGAUACCCAUAUAAGUACGCAAUAUUCUCCAAUCACUUUGACCCCUUCUAACGGAACAACAGUCUGUCGGCCGAUGCUCGAGCGCCGCUUAUGUCGUCUUGAGAAGCGUCUUGGGCACUCUUCAGAAGAGCGACAUACAUCGGAAGGCAAACUUAUGGAAGCUAUCCAUGUCGUCAUCCAAGGUAUCAGAAUCCAUAGUAGGGCGGCCGGCCUUAUUCUCGAUCGGAUGGGAAGGAGUGUGAAGAAGAUACCAGCUGCGUCCUCGAAUGGCCAAAACAUAACGCGCUUCCUAUCUUCGCCUGCACGUCCAGACCAAAGUCCUUGCAAGGUCUCACUCAAAGAGAAAGAAGACAACGAGAAAUGGCCGAAGGGUAAAAGUAUCUGGAGUGGGCGAAAUGGGGAAGCUGUCAAUGUUGAAACAUUUGCUCUUCAGUAUUACGAAGAUAUGGGGUUUAAAGGAGUACACUGCGAAACCCGAGUGAUCCACAUGCUAUUUGGUCUUCUAUUUUGGGAUAUCAUCUUCGCCCCAGUUCCAGGUGCAUUUGAAACGCCUUUUCAAUCUGCGCCUUUGGAUAUCGCAGAAGAUUCCUUCUAUCAUUCUCGCAAAGAAAUCAUCGAGCAGCGCCUCGAAGAGCUCGAAUCGGGGAAGGCACAGGAUAUCAUCGGGAGAACGGAUGACGAAUAUAGACCCAACGGAACUUACUGUGUUGGUGUGAGAUGGGAUCUAUUCACGAAACAGGACCUCAUCGAGAUUGUCACAUGCUUAGGUGGGACUGCCUUGUCCGUGAUUUGUCGACUUCUCUGUGAGGAUUAUGCCGGAAGAGGAUCUGGAGGGCCAGACUUGUUCAUCUGGGAUGCCCAGAAAACAUUGUGCAAGUUUGUUGAAGUGAAAGGUCCGGGUGAUUCACUUCAAGAAAACCAGAAGGUUUGGAUUGACGUCCUUCUCAGAGCCUCAGUAGCAGUUGAAGUCUGUCGUGUCAAAGAAGAAGGAGAGGUUCCAGAGACGAGUUUUGGCAAGGGGAAGAAAAGAAAA
Molecule: messenger RNA, 1123 nt
Organism: Serpula lacrymans var. lacrymans S7.9
Lineage: Eukaryota; Fungi; Basidiomycota; Agaricomycetes; Boletales; Serpulaceae
Exons: 5
Biological process (GO): interstrand cross-link repair
Cellular component (GO): nucleus
Molecular function (GO): 5'-3' exonuclease activity; flap-structured DNA binding; 5'-flap endonuclease activity
Source: RefSeq, a predicted model, not a curated record